UUUGCUCCUGCCGGCUCUGUUGGUGCUCAGUUCUAUGGGCCACGUGGAACCAUCGGAGAACCAGCGCCUCUUCAGACAUGCGGCAGAUCGCAUGAGGUCCUUGCAUCUGAUGGCUGUGAACAUGAUCAGUGACUUUGAGAACAGCCUGGACUUUGAUGACCGUGUAGAGCUCAGCGGCAACUUCCUGUUGUCCGAAUGCUUCUCCGACUCCAUCCAGGCCCCGUCCAACAGGGAGGAGAUUCAGAAGAGUACCCUUCUGAAGGUUCUACGCAUCUCCCACCAGCUGCUGGUGUCAUGGGAGUACCCUAGCCAGGCUUUCAGUGGAACCUUCACCAACAGCCUGAAGCCCAACGCCAUCACAAACAGACUCAGUGACCUGAGAAGGGGUCUCCAUACCAUUAUCAUGCACUUGACUGGCCAGUCCUCUGUUGAGGAGUACUUGUUGGCACCUGCAGUCUUUGACGAGUCUUACCUGAAUGACGGUGCCCCGAGGGCGAUCUACUCCCUGAUGGCUUGCUUCAGACGGGACAUCCACCGCGUGGAGACCUUCCUUAGGGUCGCCCACUGUCGUGUGUCCCCCAAGGAGCCUAUUAUUGAUAACUCAUUUGUUUGUGUGUGGUUGACUUGUAUUGACUUGGUGUUGCUGCUACUGCUGCUGAGUAUGACUGGAAAUGGGGCAGUGGCUAUCAAUAGUCAGCAUCUGUUCAACAACGCUGUCAUUCGUGUGCAAGUCCUGCACCAGUUGGCUGCGAGAAUGAUCAAUGACUUUGAGGAUAACCUGUUUCCGGAGGACCGCAGGGCUCUGAGUAACAUCUUCCCCCUAUCUCACUGCAUCUCGGACAACAUCCCAGCCCCCAGCGACAAGGACGAGACUCAGAGGAGCUCCGUUCUCAGGUUGCUCCGCACAUCUCUCCGGCUGAUCGAAACCUGGGAAUAUCCAAGCCAGGCUUUCAGUGGAGCCUUUCUUAACAGCCUGGGGCCCAACGCCAUCUCAGAAAAGCUCAACGACCUAAAGAUGGGCGUCAGCUUGCUCAUUGGGGCCUACCUGAACGGUCAACCUGACAUGCAAGGCAACGACUCUCUGCCCCUGGCCUUUGAGGACUUCUAUAUGACCCUGGACGACAACGACCUGAGCAAGAGCUACCGGCUUAUGGCUUGUUUCCGCAAGGACAUGCACCGCGUGGAGACCUUCAUCACCAUGGCCAGGUGCCGAAGGUCCCCAGACGCCAACUGCACCCUCUGAAAGCAGUCGGGUGACCAGGGACACCAUGCCAAACCACCGACCA
Messenger RNA from Sardina pilchardus (European sardine), 1286 nucleotides. RefSeq names its product growth hormone 1 (gene gh1). Bases 35 to 1243 code for a protein of 402 amino acids. The record is from RefSeq and is a predicted model, not a curated record. Gene Ontology annotation, biological process: growth hormone receptor signaling pathway; positive regulation of receptor signaling pathway via JAK-STAT; positive regulation of tyrosine phosphorylation of STAT protein. Lineage: Eukaryota; Metazoa; Chordata; Actinopteri; Clupeiformes; Clupeidae. The transcript is spliced from 9 exons. Gene Ontology annotation, molecular function: growth hormone activity; growth hormone receptor binding. Gene Ontology annotation, cellular component: extracellular region.